Messenger RNA from Lutra lutra (Eurasian river otter), 915 nucleotides. RefSeq names its product O-6-methylguanine-DNA methyltransferase (gene MGMT). The coding region runs from base 248 to 817 and encodes 189 amino acids. NCBI's taxonomy places the organism in Eukaryota, Metazoa, Chordata, Mammalia, Carnivora, Mustelidae. Gene Ontology annotation, biological process: DNA repair. Gene Ontology annotation, molecular function: methylated-DNA-[protein]-cysteine S-methyltransferase activity. The transcript is spliced from 5 exons. Gene Ontology annotation, cellular component: nucleus. The record is from RefSeq and is a predicted model, not a curated record.
GCCUGUGACGUGAGGUCCAGGGCGGUGGACAGCCCGCUGGGGAGGAUCGAGAUCGCGGGGUGUGAGCGGGGUCUGCACGAGGUCAGGCUGCGCGGCCGGAAGACCCCGGACGCCAGAGCAGCAAAUUGAGGGAAGGUACGGGCUUUUAUGACCCCCUCCCGUGCACAGCUCCCCCGAGCACACACUGAGUGGUACUGCUGCGGCCGUCGAGGAGCCCACACUGACCUGUCCUCCUUACGCAAAGCGCAUGGUUUACCUCAUGCUUGGGUCCUGGGGAAGGCAUCCGUUUCUCAAAUCACAUUCAGCUGUGAAUCUGAAACGCUGGCUCUGGCCUGCGGAGGCCCCCGUUCUUCCUGAGCUGCUUGGCCGUCCGGAGGAAAUGACGGAGCCCCUGAUGCAGUGUGCGGCCUGGCUGGACGCCUAUUUCCAUGAGCCCGCAGCCCUCCCACGCCUCCCCUUGCCUGCGAUUCACCAUCCCGUUCUCCAGCAAGAUUCAUUCACCGCACAGGUGUUGUGGAAGCUGCUGGAGGCCGUGAAAUUUGGAGACACAGUGUCGUACCAGCAGCUCGCAGCCCUGGCAGGAAACCCCAAAGCCGCGCGGGCAGUGGGCGGAGCCAUGAGGCGCAACCCUGUGCCCAUCCUCAUCCCGUGCCAUCGCGUGAUCUGCAGCAGCGGAGCCGUGGGCAACUACUCCGGAGGCCUGGCCACGAAGGAGUGGCUGCUGGCCCACGAGGGCCGCCUGGCGGGGAAGCCGACCAGUCCCGGGGGAUCCCUUCUGGCUGGUAUACGGCCCGGGGUUCGGGGUGGCCGGCACUGAGGGUUUGCAGGAGGCCGUGUGGGAGCGGCACGCGCUGGAAGCGGGCACGCGCUGGCACCGUUGUAUUAAAGCUCUGGACGUGUCCUGAGGGACGUGGA